Messenger RNA from Tarenaya hassleriana, 1090 nucleotides. Its product is annotated as arogenate dehydrogenase 1, chloroplastic-like. Gene Ontology annotation, molecular function: NAD+ binding; prephenate dehydrogenase (NAD+) activity; prephenate dehydrogenase (NADP+) activity. The record is from RefSeq and is a predicted model, not a curated record. The coding region runs from base 181 to 969 and encodes 262 amino acids. NCBI's taxonomy places the organism in Eukaryota, Viridiplantae, Streptophyta, Magnoliopsida, Brassicales, Cleomaceae. The transcript is spliced from 7 exons. Gene Ontology annotation, biological process: L-tyrosine biosynthetic process.
CCACGCAACUUCUACAUAAUAAAACCAAAAAAAUACGUGUAGAAAUAUUCCAGUGUGGCAUAUCAUGUUUGGCCUUUGCCUAUAUGAUCCAAAGAGAUCAAAGCCAAAUUGGUUUUGUUCUUUUCUUCCUUUCUUAAGUAUAUAUAUAUAAUUAAAAAAAAAGAAGCUUGAGCUCAAGCCAUGGCCAUGUCUGCUUCUCCGAACAAGAACCUGAAAAUAGGGAUCGUUGGGUUCGGCAACCUCGGACAGUUCCUGGCAGAGACAAUGAUCAAACAAGGUCAUAGCAUUCAUGCCACUUCCCGUUCUGAUUACUCUGAUCUCUGUAUCCGUCUCGGCAUUGUCUUCUUCCGGGACACUGAUGCCUUUCUUGAAGCCGAUAGUGAUGUCAUCUUGCUCUGCACAUCGAUUCUUUCGCUCUCCAAUGUCCUUGAGUCGAUGCCACUUAAGAGCAUUAGGCGUCCUGUUCUCUUUGCUGAUGUUCUCUCUGUCAAGGAGCAUCCCAAGGACGUUCUUCUCCAAGUGGUACCUGAGGAUUGUGACAUUCUCUGCACACACCCCAUGUUUGGACCACGAAGCGGAAAAGACGGGUGGAAAGGUUUAGCCUUUAUGUACGAUAAAGUCAGAUUACGGGAUGAAGCUACUUGCUCUAAGUUCCUCAAUGUUUUCCGGACAGAGGGAUGCAAAAUGCUGGAAAUGACUAGCGAAGAACACGACAGACUAGCUGCCAAGAGUCAGUUUCUUGCUCAUACCAUUGGCAGGACUCUAUCAGAAAUGGGCAUCAAAUCAACAUGCAUUGACACAAAGUCCUUCGAAACACUUCUUCAGUUGGAAGAAAGCUCGGGGCAAGAUAGUGAAGAUCUAUAUAAAGGACUGCUCACAUACAAUAGGUUUGCCAAACAAGAGCUGAAGAACCUUGUGGAUGCCAUUCAAAAGGUUAGAGAUAGGUUUUUUGAAGAGGAGGAACACUGAAGUAGAGAAAGCCCUUUUCAAGAAAGGGAAAAAAAAUCCUUUUAUCCUUACUGUUUCUUUAAUUUAUUUACACGAAAUUAGUGAACUAAUGAUAAUUGGUGUAUAAUAAUUAAUUAAGAAA